GUGGCGACUGUUUUUCAGCUGGCGACUGUUCACCAGGGCGAGGAACACGGCGACGCAGACGAGCAGUAGAGCACAACGUUGAUUUUCCAUUUCUUCCUUCUUCCUUGCCCAGGAGGGACCUCGCGCUUCAAAUCCUCGCUAUUCCCUCGGAGGAGUCAACAGCUUGUCAAACUCGACGGCUGUCAAAGACUCAUAUCACAGGAUUUCUAAUCCUCCCGUGUAUAUGUAUAUACACUGCUGACGUUCGCACCAUCAAACGAGUGGGCGACGCGACAGACGUAAAGGAGUGAAGGGGAGGGGGUGAAAUGUCAAAUUGGAUCUAAGUGUCAUUCUCGUUCCUGAUUGGCUCGUGCGCGAUAAAUCGCGAUAACCGCAAGAUAUCGCGUAAUGAAAAUCCCUCUUGUUCGAACGAAAGGAGGUUGUAAAAUUUCUUCGAUAGUUUAUUAUGCAUAUAUAAAAAUCGUGAUAAUUUAAAAAGACCGUGAGACUGUAAACACGAAUUCUACGAUUGAUAUGUCAAAUACAAAUCAAUCCGGAGUGAGGGAAUAGGUUAGAUUCUUCCCUGUAUUUAAUAGUAAACAAUCAAGCGCGAUGGCUGCUAAUAAACAAUACGGUCUACUUUUGCCGAAGAAGCAGCAACAGAAAACCGCACCGAAGCUCAGUAAUGUCUUCGGAGACGACAACGUCUCUGACGAGGAGGACGGCACCGACUGGGUCAGGAGAGCCCUCAAGGCGGAAAACGAGAAGAAUAAGAUGAAGAAGCAGACUAAACUCGAUAUACAGAGAGCUCUGAAUGAGGAUCCAACAAUUUAUCAGUACGACGAAGUCUAUGAUGCUAUGGAGCAAAGCAAAAGUCAGUCGGAAGUGAAGGAGAAGGAGAAGAAGCCUAGGUAUAUACAGAAGCUUUUGAAAACAGCUCAGAGGAGGAAGCAGGAACAGGAGCAUCGAGUGGAGAGAAUGGUGCAGAAGGAACGCGAAGCGGAAGGUGAGAUGUACGCAGACAAAGAGAGCUUUGUCACAUCAGCGUACAAAGCUAAGCUGGAGGAAUUUAAGAAAAUGGAAGAGGAGGAAGCGAGAAUGAGUAGACUGGAGGCUAUCGGAGAUGUGACAAAGCAGCAAGAUAUGUCAGGUUUUUAUCGUCAUCUUUAUGAGCAGACUAUUGAUCACAAGAGUGAAAUUAAUAAGGAUGAAAAUGAUAGACUCGAGGAGAGGAAUGCUGAAAAAGAAAAGAAGAAUUUGAUAAGUAGCAUGGAUGAGAGAAAAGAAAAUACAACAGAGAACAAGAUGGCAAGUGCAACUAAAGAUGAAAUACCAAGAGCAAUUAUAAAGUCUAAAAAACCAAGACAAUAUAGACAAAGAGCAAUAGAAACAUAUGAAUCCGAUUCUGAAACUGAAACGAGUAAAGAGGAGUUGAAACAAGAUGAGAAUAUUGUUUCAUCAAUGAGCAAAGAUACUGAUAAAUCAGAGGUACAGGAACCAGAAGAAAAGAAACAAAAACUAGAUAAAAAUAAUAUAAAUACAGUUGAAAAUAUAGAUGUUAAGGAUAAAGAUUCAAGUGUGAAAGAUCUGCAAAAACCUGAAGACAGCAAGAAUAUUGAUUCAGAGGAUAAAGUCGAAAGUGAGAAGAAGCCUGUUGAAAAGAAAGAUAGAUCCUCGAUUUGGAAAAAGAGAACAGUAGGGCCAUUAUUUGAAGAAGCAUUACAAAGAUAUUAUGCAAGAAAAGCAAAGAGAUUGACCGCUGUGAAUUAAAUUGUAAUUAAUUCAUAACUAUUUUAAUCAUUAUAAUAACAAUAAUUUGUUUCCUUUUUAUAUCGAUCAAAAUGUAAAUAAGUGAAUAUUGUUUAAUUUAUGUUACUGGCAAACUUAUAUAAAGUGAUGUAAUUUUAGAUUGUAAAAAUGUGUACAAUAAAAAGCAUAGCAUUGAAAUUGAAAA
This is a messenger RNA of Nylanderia fulva, 1933 nucleotides long. RefSeq lists its product as uncharacterized. Gene Ontology annotation, biological process: regulation of alternative mRNA splicing, via spliceosome. NCBI's taxonomy places the organism in Eukaryota, Metazoa, Arthropoda, Insecta, Hymenoptera, Formicidae. The record is from RefSeq and is a predicted model, not a curated record.